AUUUGACAUUUUGCCAAAGUUGACGACCUGUUUUUACAUCAUUUCAUUUGAUGGUAAUUACUGGGUUAACAACUGACGUUCCAUCGGUCUGUCAAACUUGAAAAUGAAGACUUUAGUGAUACCGAUUUUGUUGUUUGUGUUUAUUUCGGGAGUGAUUUCUUCUGCUGCCAAUGCCCCAGAUAUUCUGCCGUUGGAAGAUGUUGAUACCCAACCGCUGAUCCGGGUAAAUAGCGCUGCAGAAAAAAUAACAGAUGAUGUCAAGCGUCUUGCAGCAAAUACUCCAGAAAUACGUGAGAGUUUGAUGGACUUGCUCCAAUCUUCCUCCCUGACCAAUAUCGCCCAGACCGUCUUUGAACAAGAGACGACACGACUUGUAGCAUCAGCGUAUUACAACUACAACGUGUCAGAACAAUGUAUCAAUGAUACAGAGAAGAUGAUUGUUGAUCUGACUGGUGGCCAGCACUAUGCCUUGCAAAUGCUGGAUGCAUUUGGGAAGGUUCCGAGUGGUUUGUUAUCUGGACACUUUCAGUGGCCUGGGGCUUAUGAGGAGUGUAUGAACGUCACUUCAAACACAGGCAAUUUUAUUGGAAAAUACUGCUCUGCCUCUAUUGGAGGACUGAUUGAUUUCGAAUUAGCCCCUGGUCAGAAGCUCGGGAUCACAUUAGGGACAUGUUUUCCUAGUUCUUGUAGUGCUAUGGAUGCUGUUGGUCUACUCAAUGCAGCCCUCAGCAUCACUGCCAAUAAAACCACCGGAGUGCAGAAGGUUCAUGCUGACUAUGCUGUGUGUGCAGGGCCAGUUGAUCUCGACAGCGGAGCUAUAGCUGCCCUUGUCAUCAUUGGCUUCCUGCUAUUCUUUGUUGUCAUGGGGACCCUCUAUGAUGCCGCCAUACGAUGUAUGGGGAUGCUCCAUGAGGAGGACUCGGGAGAGGUGACAGAGGAAGAAAAGACUUCAUUAUUGGACGGUUCAGUCAAGAUACAAACACCAAGGGAACGAGGAACAGUCGCGAAAGUUCUCCUCUCAUUCUCGGCCAUAACCAAUGGCGGAAAGAUUCUAACCGUCGGAAACAUAAAAACAGAUAUCGGCUGCAUCCACGGGAUCCGUGUUCUCUCGAUGUGGUGGGUCAUCCUGGGACAUGUUUACGCCUUCAGUGUUUACAACGUAGAUAACCUACUAGACCUGGCUGGCGUAUUAAAGCGCUUCUCAUUCCAAGCGAUCGGAAAUGCUACAUUCUCGGUGGAUUCCUUUUUCUUUCUAAGUGGAUUGCUUGUGACGUUUCUCAUACUGAAAGAAAUGAGAGCGAAGGAUGGCAAAGUGAACUGGGCGUUGCUGUAUUUCCAUCGGUUUUGGAGGUUGACGCCUGCGUACAUGUUUGUCCUGAUGUUCUACACCGCUCUGGCUAAAUACAUCAACAUCGGACCGGCAGCAUUGGUGGCAAACACACAGAAGAAUCCCUGCGUGGAUUACUGGUGGACUAACCUCUUGUACAUCAACAACUUCUACCCGACUGACUCACAACUGGGUUGCAUGGGAUGGGGCUGGUACCUUGCAAAUGACAUGCAGUUCUUCUUGAUAACCCCUAUCAUCCUCUUCAUCCUCUAUAAGAAUCGAAUUGCCGGAUUGGCCGUGAUAUUUGCUAUAACUGUUGCAUCGUUGAUCGCGACCGGCGUGAUCUCCAAGGCCUACGAGCUCUCCAUAUUUGAUGUUGGAGUGCCACCAAAUAAUGUGAAUACAACAUCCGGCUUUAACCAGAUUUAUGUCAAGCCAUACACCCGGAUAUCGACGUAUACCGUAGGAAUGUUCGCAGGGUAUAUUCUCUACCUCACUGAUUGUCAGAAGAUGUUCAAAGGAGCAAGAUUCAGGCUCUAUGCGCUGAUCGGCUGGUUAUGCGCUGCACUGAUUUGUAUUUCUGUGCUCUACGGCUGUUAUGGGUACGUCCAUGACCAAGAAAAGAUGAGCAUCGAUCUGUCGGCGUUCUACAACAGCGUCAGUCGAUUUGCGUGGUCCGUUGGUCUCAUGAUUGUGGUGGUUGCUUGCGUUCAUGGCCAUGGAGGUCCUGUUGAUGCCUUCCUGUCGUGGUCUGGGUGGGUACCUCUCAGCCGUCUGACCUACUGCGCCUAUCUCGUUCAUCCUGUCAUCAUUUUCCUGUAUGUGAUGGGUCUGAAGGAGCCGAUACAUUAUGAAGACGUUGGUAUCUCAUACCUGUUCAUAGGUCACCUCGUCGUAUCGUAUGCAUGGGCUUUCUUGACAUCUCUUGUCAUCGAAGCACCAAUGAUGGGCCUGGAAAAAAUAAUCUUCAAGCGAUAGAU
Lineus longissimus is the source of this 2307-nucleotide messenger RNA. RefSeq names its product nose resistant to fluoxetine protein 6-like. The transcript has 16 exons. NCBI's taxonomy places the organism in Eukaryota, Metazoa, Nemertea, Pilidiophora, Heteronemertea, Lineidae. Gene Ontology annotation, molecular function: acyltransferase activity, transferring groups other than amino-acyl groups. The record is from RefSeq and is a predicted model, not a curated record. Bases 104 to 2305 code for a protein of 733 amino acids.